AUGGAACACCAGAAGUCAAAGGGGCAUUUUCAAUGUGUCCGCUGUCAGCACGUAUCCCAGGGUGCCGCGGGCUGUUCCACUCCUCAGUGCCUCCCGAACGUACAGGUACAGCCUGUCGCACUGGCCGGCGCUCAGCCGUUCUAUUGCAGCGCUUGUGAUCGAAUCUUCGUGGACGCAACUGCGCUUAGACAACAUCUGCAAGAUAAAGUCCACGUGAAGCCGAAGGAGAAGGCUCUCAGGGACUGUAAGAAAUGCAACAAGAGCUUCUCUUCCACAACGGCACUCAGACAGCAUGAGCAGUCAACAUCCCACAAACCUCUAGCUGAAUUGCGCUGCGUUGCGGAAUCCUGCCGACUUACUUUCAACACCCCAUCUGCUUUGAUUCACCACCUGGAGAGCGGCCGUUGCCCGUCCGGCUGGUCACGUCAAACCGUCAACGCCAUACUACAUAAGUAUGACAAAGAUCGGAUCAUCACAACGCCUGUGAUGUUGCUGGACAUGUCGUUCAUAGGCGCAACCUUGAGCCCUUCGACUUCAAGUUUCAGCGAGAUCGUCUACACACCCACAGAAUGGAGCGAGAUUGACAGUGAUGGGGAGACGGAGCGUUCGCCUAUCGCACCGUCACCCCCAGGGGUUAACCAUGGUCCACUGCAGCAAAGAACCCUGUCCUGCACGAUUUGUUCUGCAAGCGGCAAAAAGAGAAUGUUCGCUGACCAAGUGGCUCUCGAAAUGCAUAUGUCCUCCGCAGCGCACGUUGGAAAGUCCUUCACGUGCCCCGUCGCCUUCACAAAAAAUGCUACGUCACCUACUGCUCGAACCAAGUCAUUCACGACCUUAAGCGGACUUACUCAGCAUCUCGAGAGUGGGCGGUGCCAAGGAGGGAAGACUACUUUAUGGAAGACAAUGGAUUACCUUCAAAGUGAAGUGUUCAGGUUUGAGUGGCCUGGCAGACUUCUGCGGGGCUAG
Messenger RNA from Aspergillus eucalypticola CBS 122712, 966 nucleotides. RefSeq lists its product as uncharacterized. The coding region runs from base 1 to 966 and encodes 321 amino acids. Gene Ontology annotation, biological process: regulation of transcription by RNA polymerase II. Gene Ontology annotation, cellular component: nucleus. Lineage: Eukaryota; Fungi; Ascomycota; Eurotiomycetes; Eurotiales; Aspergillaceae. The transcript has a single exon. Gene Ontology annotation, molecular function: RNA polymerase II transcription regulatory region sequence-specific DNA binding; DNA-binding transcription factor activity, RNA polymerase II-specific. The record is from RefSeq and is a predicted model, not a curated record.